This is a messenger RNA of Chenopodium quinoa (quinoa), 1953 nucleotides long. RefSeq names its product cytochrome P450 71A6-like. The transcript is spliced from 2 exons. NCBI's taxonomy places the organism in Eukaryota, Viridiplantae, Streptophyta, Magnoliopsida, Caryophyllales, Amaranthaceae. Bases 193 to 1767 code for a protein of 524 amino acids. Gene Ontology annotation, molecular function: monooxygenase activity; heme binding; oxidoreductase activity, acting on paired donors, with incorporation or reduction of molecular oxygen. The record is from RefSeq and is a predicted model, not a curated record.
CAAUAUGAGAAAUAGGGAAUUUCCUAUAAAUUUGGGGCUCCUCUAUAAAUUUCAACGCCUAAUUUCAGCUAGUAUUUCAUUCAGUAAAUAAGAAAACUUCAAUUUCUCUGUUUUUUUUUUUUUUGUUCUUCUUUCUUGUUUUCGUUUGUCAGUAAUUGAUUAGUUCUUGCAGAAAUACAGACCCAAACACAUAUGGAAAAAGUAGUCAGUCUUUGUUUACAAUUCUCGCGAAAACUGAUUUUUCAUCCUUUGUUCCUCCCGUUGAUGCUCUUUGUAAUUUUGUUCUACAAGAGUCUUUCUUCGAAACCCGGUGAAUUUGGAAAAAACCUGCCACCUUCGCCACCAAAGCUGCCAAUCCUAGGGAACCUCCACCAGCUCGGUCAUUUACCUCAUCGUUCUCUUCAAUCAUUGUCUCGACGAUAUGGCAAGGUUAUGCUGCUCUACUUCGGCAGCAAACCAGCUCUUGUCGUAUCUUCUGCAGAUGCAGCUGAAGAAAUCCUGAAGACUAAUGACUUGAUCUUCUAUAACAGGCCUAAGCUGCGAAGUGCCAUUAGAAUCUUUAACGACGGGAUGGAUGUGGGCUUUUCUCAUUCUGGAGAAUAUUGGCGACGAAUGAGGGGUGUAUGCGUUAUGGAGCUGUUAAAUAACAAGAAAGUUCGAUCAUUCCGAACCAUAAGAGAAGCAGCGAUUGCUGAAAUGGUUGAAAAGUUUAACAGAUCAGGUUGUUCAGCAGUGAAUUUUGCUGAAAUUGUUCUGUCAUAUACGUAUGAUGUGAUAUACAGAGCAUCCUUUGGAAGAAAACAUAGCCAAAAUCACGAGGAAGGCAUCAAUUUUAAGGAUGGCCUGGAUGAAGCCAUGAAGUUGCUUGGGACAGUAUUUUUGGGAGAUUUUGUACCUUGCCUUAGGUGGAUCGAUCGAGUUAAAGGUUUGGAAAGUCGAUUGGAAAAAGUCGUAAAAGUUUUGGAUGUAUUUCUUGACAAGGUUAUAAAAGAACAUCUAAGUCAUUUAAGCACUAAGAAAAAUGUUGUUGUUGAGUCGGACAGUGAGGGAAACGACGAUGGCUUUGUUGAUAUUUUGCUUGGAGUUCAUAUGAACAAUAAACAUGAUAUGUCACUUGACAGCAUCAAAGCCCUUAUACUGGAUAUGUUUUUGGCUGGUACAGACACGACUUACACGCUCAUGGAUUGGGUGGUAGUCGAGCUGCUUAGAAAUCCAAGUGUUAUGAAACGACUACAAGACGAGGUAAGAAACAUUGUUGGAGGGAAAGGGCGCAAAGUUUGUGAGGAUGAUCUGGAGAAAAUGAGUUACCUAAAAGCUGUGAUGAAGGAAGCACUUAGGCUACAUGCUCCGGGUCCAUUGUUAGUCUUUCAUGAGUCAACUCAGGACGCCAAAAUAAAUGGUUUCGACAUAGCUGCUGGUACCCUGGCGAUCGUCAACGCGUGGGCAAUCCAAAGAGACUCGAUGUAUUGGGAAGAACCAGAGAAAUUUCUUCCUGAAAGAUUUCUGAACAGCAGUUCAUCAGAUGAUUUCAGAGGACAAGAUUUCAAAUAUAUUCCAUUUGGUGCAGGCAGGAGAGGUUGUCCAGGGAAAUCGUUUGGCAUGGUUUCUGCUGAACUUGUGAUCGCGACUGUCAUCAACGAGUUUGAUUUGAAACUUCCCGGAGGAAUUCAGGGUGAUGAGUUAGAUAUGACUGAAUUUGCAGGCCUUACAGUUCGCAGGCGAGAUCCUCUUAUGGUCAUUGCAAAUCCUCUUCAAAUUUCGUCCUAAGAUAGAUGUUCUUGCUUAAAAGUGUGCUGAACCAUAUAUGGGUUUCAAGAUCAUUUCCGAAUCCAAUGAAUAAAUUAAGUCAUGUUUUUCCUUAGUAUUUCCACCGCAAAGUGAUUAAGAAUUGUUAGUAAUUUGUAACCUUUUCUUCUCUUUCGAUAUCUAAUAAUGAAAUUUGGUUUUUAAAUA